UCAGAAAUGGACCAUCUUGUUAAGGAAUGGCUGCGGAUGGACAAGAAUGAAACUACCCGAAACGAGAUCCAGAAGCUAUGGGAUACAGGCAACGAAGCAGAAUUGGAGAAAAGAAUGAGGCUGACAUCCAAGCUUACGAUCCUUUGCAAAGGCUUACGAGGAAGAAUGGAGGCGGGGUGGUCCCGGAUGAAUGACCUUAUUAUCAUCCAAGCGUCUCAGGGAUUGUGUCAAUACGUUCUCUCCCAUGUUAGGGAUGCUGCUUCGCGGGGUGUUGUCAUAGGGCAUGACCACCGUCAUAAUUCAGAACAUUGGGCACAGUUGACGGCAGCUGUUUUCUUAAACAGCAACGUUAAAGUUUACCUUCACCGAGGCUUGGUUCACACCCCGAUGGUGCCCUUCAGUGUUAAAAAGUUGAACGCUGCUUGUGGUGUCAUGAUCACUGCCAGCCAUAAUCCAAAGCAAGAUAAUGGAUACAAGGUGUACUGGGAGAAUGCGGUGCAGAUUAUCGCACCUCAUGAUGUUGGGAUAUCCGAAUCCAUCAAGGCUAAUCUCGAACCCAAGACAUGGGAUGUCGCGAGCGUCACCUCUUCUGAGCUCUGCCUCGACAAGACGGCCGAGAUGAAAGAUGCUUACUUUGAAAGUCUAGCUCCUCAGAAAAUCUCACUUUCUGGGGGGGCCGCUUUUUCCGUGCGUUUCGUGAACACAUCGAUGCAUGGGGUCAGUGAACCAUUUGUGUCGAGGGCGUUCAAACUGUUUGGCCUUGUUCCACCAACCCACGUACCAGAGCAACAAGUGGCAGACCCAGAUUUUUCCACUGUGGCAUUCCCGAAUCCCGAAGAGAAAGGAGCAUUGGAUCUGGCGAUGAAAACUGCUGACAAGAAUAAUAUCAAUUAUGUUCUUGCUCAAGAUCCCGAUUCCGAUCGCUUUGCUGCAGCUGAGCGACAACCAACGGGAGAAUGGAUUGCUUUUACGGGAGAUCAACUGGGAGUACUUUUCGCCUCUCGCAUACUAGAAACGUACCGCGAUAGCGGGAAACCCCUUGACAAGCUAGCGAUGGUCGCGUCAACCGUGAGCUCUAAGAUGGUAGAAGCUAUGGGCAAUGCCGAAGGUUUUAAAUUUGUGGAAUGCCUCACAGGUUUCAAAUAUAUCGGCAACGUCGCUUUGGACCUUGUACAACAAGGCUAUGAGGUGCCUUUCGGUUACGAGGAAGCUAUCGGAUAUAUGUUUGGCCCCGACAUUAGAGACAAGGAUGGGGUUGCAGCAACGCUAGUGUUUGCUCAAUUGGUAGAGUCCCUCAUCGCCCGCCGGAAGACGGUCAGCCAGUAUCUUAAUGAUCUGUACAAGAAAUACGGCCAUUUUGUGACCAGUAAUAGCUAUUUUAUAUGCAGCGACGGUCCCACAAUCGACACCAUAUUUGCUCACCUGCGUAAUUUCAACGAAACUUCUUCGGUUCCAUCCAAGUACCCCACGGAAAUAGCAGGUUUGUCUGUAACGAGGGUUGUAGAUUUGACAACUGGGUAUGAUAGCUCAAAUCCUCCGACCUUCAAACCGUCUCUUCCGAUUUCUUCUGGACACAUGGUACAGUUCAGAGCAGAGGACACAGAAAAAGGUGUCAAGAUCGCGUUGACCAUUCGAACGAGCGGAACCGAACCCAAGAUCAAGUACUAUUUGGAAGGAAACGGGUACGAUCGUGAAAUAGUGGUAUCCACCUUGAGACAAGUGGUUGACGAGUUGGGCGACAAGUGGCUGAAAGCGAAAAGCCACAACCUAGGUCGCCCUUGAAAGUCUCGAUCAAGUCCUUUGCUCACACUUAAUGUGUGAAUCAUACAAUAAAGUGUCAUGAAGAAAAUGAUGCCCAGAUUGUAGAUUGCAAGAACAGUGCGACGAUUAUGCAGAACAUGAUAACAAACGAAGUAGAUGAGAAUACGGCAACACAAGGGUAUGAAGGAAAGCCAGCUUAGUGUUUAGUAUGAUUUUAUCUAAGAAAGCGUAGUAAUAAACUCCACAUCAUGAACAGAAAGAAUAUAAGAAGUUAUUUGGCAGUGGCGGUCUUAGAAUGACGAGUCAGCAAGC
Desarmillaria tabescens is the source of this 2073-nucleotide messenger RNA. RefSeq lists its product as uncharacterized. NCBI's taxonomy places the organism in Eukaryota, Fungi, Basidiomycota, Agaricomycetes, Agaricales, Physalacriaceae. Gene Ontology annotation, molecular function: phosphopentomutase activity; magnesium ion binding. The record is from RefSeq and is a predicted model, not a curated record. Gene Ontology annotation, cellular component: nucleus. The transcript is spliced from 21 exons. Bases 7 to 1782 code for a protein of 591 amino acids. Gene Ontology annotation, biological process: purine ribonucleoside salvage; carbohydrate metabolic process.